AUGGCUACCAAAUUGGCCACCUGCCGUCCGAUUCUCUGCCAGCUUACGGGCUUCACUCCCCGGGUCUCAUACCGGGCCAACUCAGGCUUUGGGGGAGUUACCUUGAACCCAGCGACAGACGCCAGACUCCGCGGUAUUAGACGGAGACAGCUCCAGAACCAACAGUUUGAGGCAGAGAGAGCCCGGGAACAGCGAGCUAUCGACCUACAGAAGCAGCAGACCAGGAACUGGCAACCCGGCGAUGUGUACUCUCCGCGCGACCUGAGCCCGGCGGAAAUGAAGAAAUGGAAGAAACGGCGCAACCCUACGACCGAUAUUUUCGACGCUCUAUCGCUGAACCCUCUGGACAUGUACAAGAAUCCUGCCGUCAUGUCCGAAUACGUUAGUGAGACGGGCCGAAUCAAGUCAGCGAGAGAGACCGGCCUGCGACGAAUCAACCAGAGGAAGCUAUCCAAGGCUAUCAGGAGGGCAGUCAGCAUGGGACUUAUGCCUAGCGUCCACAGACAUCCAGAGAUUCUAAUGCUUGAAAGGAAGCUCUAA
This is a messenger RNA of Nannizzia gypsea CBS 118893, 540 nucleotides long. Its product is annotated as mitochondrial 37S ribosomal protein RSM18. The transcript has 3 exons. The record is from RefSeq and is a predicted model, not a curated record. Gene Ontology annotation, molecular function: small ribosomal subunit rRNA binding; structural constituent of ribosome. Gene Ontology annotation, cellular component: mitochondrial small ribosomal subunit; ribosome. The coding region runs from base 1 to 540 and encodes 179 amino acids. Lineage: Eukaryota; Fungi; Ascomycota; Eurotiomycetes; Onygenales; Arthrodermataceae. Gene Ontology annotation, biological process: mitochondrial translation.